Molecule: messenger RNA, 2576 nt
Organism: Neodiprion virginianus
Lineage: Eukaryota; Metazoa; Arthropoda; Insecta; Hymenoptera; Diprionidae
Product: myophilin
Exons: 4
Coding region: 152-661 (169 amino acids)
Biological process (GO): actomyosin structure organization
Molecular function (GO): actin binding
Source: RefSeq, a predicted model, not a curated record
UAUCUGUGAGAGAUGGAUCCAGCGGAGGGGAUGACGGCAUAUAGCGUCGCGACGCCCGGCGUCAAAUUUAGUCUCUACUCUACCCGGCAACACCGUUCAAAAACUCACUCCUUCAAUACAUUUCCAACACCAGACACAAGACAUCAGCAACAUGCCGCCCCGCAACAAGGAACAGGAAGCCGAGAUUCUAGCGUGGAUCGAAGCUGUGAUCGGAGAAAAACUUCCGCCGGGAAAUUACGAGGACAUCCUUAAGGACGGCGUUAUUCUUUGCAAUUUAAUAAACAAACUCGCUCCUGGUUCGGUGAAGAAAAUUCAGACCAAGGGAACGAACUUCCAGCUUAUGGAGAACGUCCAGAGGUUCCAAGCCGCAAUCAAAGCCUACGGCGUACCGCAGGAGGAAAUUUUCCAAACCGCCGAUUUAUUCGAGAGGCGUAACAUCGCUCAGGUUACGUUGUGCCUUUACGCUCUCGGCAGAAUCACGCAAAAGCAUCCCGAAUACAAUGGCCCAAGACUUGGACCAAAAAUGGCAGAGAAGAACGAGAGAGAAUUUACGGAAGCUCAGCUUCGCGCCAGCGAAGGACAAGUCAAUUUACAGAUGGGUUACAACAAGGGAGCGAGUCAGAGCGGACAUGGCGGUUUCGGCAACACCAGGCACAUGUAAAUUAAACCUACACACACACACACUUACACACACACACACACACAUACACGCAAACAGAAACACACACACGCGCGUUCGCGCGUAUGGAUAAAAUUUAUAGAUAAAUAUGUAAUAUGUAAAUGUGUCUGCGCGUAUAAUGCGGAUGUAAUUAUAAUAUCAUUAUGUACAGUCGUUGAAAAAUUUCAUCAUCAAGAUUGAUUGUAACGGCAUUAUUUACGAAUAGACAAUAAUAAUGGGUAUAAUAUUGGGGGAUCGGUGACAGUUUGAAAAUUCCGUUAUACGGUAAUUACAAUUACUAUAUUGUAUUGUUUUAAAAAAUGAUAUUGAAACUAUUGUUUGAUAUCACGUACAUGUUGAAUUUCUUGAUAUACAUAAUUGAAUUCAUGAAUUGCUUUUAACUUUCAGUGAAAAAAAAAUAUAUAUAUAUAUAUAUACAUGUAUAAUAUAGUUUGUUGAAAAAUUAGGAAAAAGAUCGUUUUACUCUGUUGAAAAGAUUAAAUUAAUAAAUAAACCAAACGGACAAACAAAUGUUCUAUAUACGUACACACAUGUAUACGUUACAUACAAUACACUUCACACUUGAAUGAUAUUCAUACACCAAAGAGACUCACACAUAUCCUAGUCAUACACACACACACACACGCGCGCACACACACACACACACACACACACACACACACACACACACACACACACACACACACACACACACACGCACACACGAACACAUACAUUUAUGCACAAGAAAAAAAAAGGAAGAAGAAGAAGCAGCAAACAAUCUGCAGGUUUUCCAAUUUUCAUCGUAUCCCGUUUACCGAAUAUCAUAGAAUUUCACUCACGAUCAGCGACGUUGUGAAUUGCAUUUCGCUAAUUUGCAAUUUUUCGGAAUCAUCCGUUCUACUGUGAAUAAUUUGCAAAACACCCUAAUUCAAAUGUUUCACAGUAUAAUUCGCAUUAUACCUUUACAAGUAAUAAUAUAUAUAUAUAUUAUAUAUACAUAUACACAUAAGCAUAUCAACACUUAUAUAUUAUGACACACUUAUUUUCCUCAACUGACGAAAUUACGCUAUACAUACAUGCAUACAGACACACAUACAUAUAUAUAUAUGCAUGCAUACAUACACACAUACAUACACACAUAAUCGUAGGUAAACUAAAACUCACGUUAUACUGUUUUUAUUCAUUAUACAUGAAAAAUUCACUUCAUUAUUACAUAUAGUAUAUAUAUAUAUUUAUUUGUUCAUUUGUGGAAAGAUAAUAAUAAUAAUACUAUUUAAUUAUAUAUUCUACAGUAAAUUUCUCUACAUCCACACCAUACACUGUUUAUUUACUUUUCUUUAUUAUUAUUUCCUUGCGCAAAACUAUAUACGAGAUACAUUUUAAACACUGAAAACACGCAAACACUCCGUUUAUACGUAUAAUGACCGAAUAAUGUGAAUAAUAAUUCGGAAACAUUAAAAUCAUGAUUUUGAACGAAAAAAAAAAAUUUCACGCCAAGUGCGAAAAAGUUGGACAUUGUAAACACUCGACAAUACAUCAAUUUACACAACAAACACGAACGCGUUGAACUUUAUACGCAUUAUACGUACAACGUAUCGGAACUACACUCGCUAAACACUUGACAUCAAUUUACUAGGUGAAUAUAAUUGUAAUUUAAGCGAACAAUUUAUACCUUACAACGUGCAAGAAAAAUUUAUCAAUUUUUUCUUUUACACGUAAUUACUGCACUUACUCGUACAUAUUACACGUAACACAGAGUUACUUAACAACAAAAACACACACACACAAACGCACACAACACUUGUUCACUUUUACAGGUUUAGCCUGUUACGAAAGAAAAAAAAAAAAAAAAAAUGGUUCGAAUCGCUUUCUAUUAUUCAACUGCAGUGCUUUAUUUGCCUGACCAUUUUUGAAU